GCAGAUUUGAAUCAGGCCUAAAACCACAUACCACGGCCCAAUAAGCGGUUCAAUAAAUACCCCCUUUUCCCGCCAAGCAUCCAUUUUCCCCGCCGUUUCCACUCUCCUCUCCGUGCAAUCCUUCGCUUCAUUCAGCCGUGCCGUGUGUAUAUUUGCUGUAAUUUUGGAUAAGUAAUUUUUGGAAAAUGACAAGAGAAGAAGUUGAGAAUGGGAGAGAUGAAAUGUUAAUAGAUGGAGAUGAAAAUGAGCAAAGGAGGUUAGAGAAUGCCGUUCCAGAUGGAUUCAACGCUGAUUAUCUAAAAGCUUAUUAUGGAAAGUUUUUCCCUUAUGUUGAUAUGUUCAAGUGGCUGUCUUAUGGCAAUGAUGGAAAGCAUCCAGGUUGUGAUCACUCAUACUUUGGCCGAAGGGAGUUCUCUUUCACAUUGGAUAAUGACAUUUACCUGCGAUUUCAAUCAUUUAAUACUGCAUCUGAGCUGGAAAAUGCUAUCAAAGAGAAGUGUCCUUUCAAAAUAGACAUUGGACCUGUCUACAGUGUAGAUCCUGCAAAAAGGCAUGCCUAUUCACAAGUUGGUGACAAUAUUUUCACGCCUGUUGAAAGAGAGCUGGUUUUUGAUAUUGAUAUAUCAGAUUAUGAUGAUGUCAGAUAUUGCUGUUCAGGAGCUGAUGUUUGUUUAGAGUGCUGGCCGCUGAUGACAAUUGCCAUCAAGGUCAUUGAUACUUCUCUCAGAGAUGACUUUGGGUUCAACCACAUCCUGUGGGUAUACAGUGGUAGGCGUGGUGUCCAUUGUUGGGUUUGCGACGGAAAAGCGAGAAGGUUGACCAAUGAACAGAGGGCCGCAAUUGUUGAAUAUUUUCGUGUCUACAAGGGCAAUGAGAAUAGCAGUAAAAAAGUUUCUCUAGUCGGUCCCGCUCUUCAUCCGUUCCUCGUGAGAUCUUAUACUGAAGUCUUGAAAGAUUACUUUGAGAACAGACUGCUAUCAAGUCAAAAAUUGUUCUUGAAUGAGGAGAGGUUUGAGAAGAUUCUGGAAAUGAUACCUGAUGAGUCUGUUACGUCUGAGCUCCGGGGAAAGUGGUUGUCUAACAAGCGCUCAAAAGAAGAAAUUAAUGUUGCUCGCUGGGAUCAACUAAAACAUCUAUUGCAAUCUGGUAAACAGAAGGGCCAAGGUGUGCGUAGAUGCAUCGAAGAAAUUGUGUUUUCUUUUACCUAUCCAAGACUUGAUAUGGAGGUCUCAAAGCACAUGAAUCACUUAUUAAAGGCUCCUUUCUGUGUGCACCCCAAAACAGGCCAUGUUUGUGUUCCUAUAAAUCCCAAGAACUGUGAGGAAUUUGAUCCUUCUGCUGUUCCAACCCUUUCCCAGCUUCUUGGGGAACUCAAUACUGGAGGUUUUAGAGGAGAAGGGGAUAAUGAAUGGGAUGGAACCUCUCUUGGAGACAGUGUUAGAUACUUUAGGGAAUCCUUCUUGCAACCUCUGCUAAAGUCUUGCAAGGAGGAGAUAGAGACUUCUUAUAACGCAAAAGUUCAGCAGUCAAGGAACUCAAUUAGCUGGUAGUGUUCUUAUAAAUCCCCUAUAUACAUGUGAUGUUAUUUAUUACCCUGCUUGUGAUUGUAAUUAUGUGUCAAGUUACUCUGUUUUUGUCCUUGGUUUCUUAGUUUAUGCCUAGUUGGUUGAUAAGCUUGUAAUAUGAUCCCUCCUGAUAUGUGGGGAUGUAUUAAAUGUUAAUCUGUACUUGCGCUCUUAAGACGUGUAGCCUCCGCAAUCAAAUUUUCCUUGCAGUUGACAAA
Molecule: messenger RNA, 1783 nt
Organism: Lycium barbarum (goji berry)
Lineage: Eukaryota; Viridiplantae; Streptophyta; Magnoliopsida; Solanales; Solanaceae
Exons: 17
Coding region: 186-1550 (454 amino acids)
Biological process (GO): DNA replication, synthesis of primer
Cellular component (GO): alpha DNA polymerase:primase complex
Source: RefSeq, a predicted model, not a curated record